CCCCCCGACCAUCGGAGAUGCUGUUCACCCGAGGCUGUAGGCAGGAACACCUUUCAUACAGAGAUCACCAGGGCGUUUGGCCUUUUUUCUGGACGGGAAAACAGCGUGAUCUCCCAAACGCGCUGCUGGCACGGAGCGCUGCGUGGGAUGCCGGGGACGGAGCCAUUGCAGUGUUUCGCUGGGGUCACGGCGCGGAGGCCGAAGCGGCCGGGGCACAGUGCGGGGGCUGCGUCCCCCUGUCCCACCGCCGGCGACAGCGCGAGUUUCCCCACUCCCGAGCUAAGGCGAAGCACGUCCCGGGCUCCCCGUGCAACUCCGCAGCAAAGCGGGACACGGUUUUCCGCCCCAGAGCCGCGGCGGGGCCGGGGGUGCCGGUGCCCAGCGCCGCGGUCCCGCCAGCCCUCGCCCGGCUGCCUCGGGCCGGUUUCCGCGGACACAACCCGCAGGACAGCGGGGACCGGGGCGCCUCUUCCCGCCGCCGUCCCGCCCCGAGGAGGGGGCAGUGGCCGCCUCCGGCCACACCUGUGGCUCGGCGGAGGCGGCCGGAGGUCCGCGCAGACCGGCCGGCGCCCGGCGGCAUCAUGACGGUGGGUGCGCGGCUGGGAGCCAAGGUGAGGGGCAGGUACUCCCGCCGCGGGCCCGGCGACGACCAGGUCUCCAUCCUGCCCGGCGAGGAGGAGGAGGAGGCGGCAGCAGCAGCGGCAGCAGCAGCGGGGGGCAGCGCGGGGGCCCCGCAGCCGGCGGCGCCGGAGGAGGAAGGCGCUGCCUCCAGGAAGGUUCGCUUCGCCCUCCUGCCCGGCUCCUACGAGCCCCUGCGCCCGCCGCGGGCCCCCAGCAAGCGGCCCUACGGGAAGCGGCUGAAGAAGUACGGCAAGAACGUCGGCAAAGCUCUGCAGAAGGGAUGUCGCUACUUGGUGGUCGGCCUGCAGGGGUUGGCCGCGGCCUAUUCCGCCCCCUUUGGGGUGGCAACUCAGGUGGCAUCCGCCAUGCGCUAGCGCAGCCCCACGCGCCCCGCCGGGGUGGACACGACCCCGUCGCUGCUUUCUUCGCCUUAAACCUGAGACCUGCACCUGAGAAACCUCUUGGACAAUCAGCCCCUUUCCCCCGACCGAGUGCUCUUCUCUGCAAAAAAAAACCUUCCAGCGCUUUAUAAAAAUCAGACCGGGUUGGAGAAAUGCAAGGAUGAGGAAAUAAUCUUCGACUAAUUGAGCUGAAGUUGGUCCUUGGACAUGAGCUGGUUUUCUGCGGCUAUGUGUGGAAGGGAGCCAAGGAGGUAUGGAAAAGCAAGUAGAUGAGGGAGAGAGAAAUGAAGGGAAGCAGAGGAUUUGGGUGCAGCUGGGGAGAUGGAGAUUGGAGUCUGGCUACAGAGAGGAAUUGUCGAAGCAGUGGAGGAAACUGAUAACGAGAGAUCAGGAAAAGAGGGUUAAGAUUACGAGUAUACUUAAAAAUAUACUCGGAUAUAAGUGGACUGUGGUCUGAGACGUAGUGAACUUGGCUGCAUCGUGGUUGUUCAUCUCAAACACUAGAAAUCAAGGGCCUUUAAAUCUUAAAACUGAUGUAAAAAUCCAGAAUGAAAAUGAGGCGUGUUUGUCUUCUGAUUUUGAAGCAUUAAAUCAUAGAAUCAUUUCAGUUGGAAGAGACCCUCAGGAUCGUCGAGUCCAACCAAAGGUUCACUGUGAUUAGUAUUUUAAACUUUUUCUCUGCUGCUGUGAAACCUGCAUAUAUAUUUUUUUUACUGAGAAUGGUCUUUAUAGCUGACAUACCUGAUUUUGGAAGCUGCGGCUGUAAGGAAACCCAGUUCUGUGGCGUUCACUGGAAAAGAACAUGGAUUACCAGCUGCAUCUGAAAAAAAUCCCUACAUACAGCAUUUGGUAUAAGAAUGUACGACUGUUUUUGUAUAAGAAUGGGGCCAAAUAACCUGCUGCCUCCAUCUUCAUUUCCAUAGGUGGAAGUUGUAGCUAGAGAACGUCAACAUGAGAUGGCCCAGCUCAGUGGUGCGGGUGGAGCAGCUUCCGUGUCACACCUCCAGGGAUAGAAAUUUUGGAUUGAUGACACAGGAAGAACCAGGAGUUUUAUGGGCCUUCAACAUUCUACGGGUUUUGUGGUUUGUUGUUUGUGGUUUGUUUUUUCUUUUCUAUCAGUCUUUUGUGGUAUCAGUCAGUUAUUUCCCUGCUAGCAUUUUCUUUGUAUUAUAGAUCUUUCUAGUUUUGAUAGUGUUUUUGUAAUCAAGGAAUUGACUUAUCUGGAAAAAAAAUACUGUUCAUUGGUGUGUUGUUUUUUUUCCUUUUUGGAACAAAGGGGUUUGCAUGUCGUAGCAAACCACACUUUCUUUCAAAUGUAGCGAUGAAACAAAAGUGGAUCCAUGUGGUGUGUUUCCCUACCAGCAUAAGCGCAGAAAGGAGGCGUCGCUCAGCAGUGGCCCGGGCAGCGAGGGGAAGCUGCCGUGUAAACUUCCCCGCGUUGUUCUGCCCGCGGCCUCAGCCCUCGCCCAGGACACUGUUGUGGCCCAGACUCUGUGGGAACGCUCAGGAAAAUUGGACUAGAUGAUCUUUCGAAGUCCCUUCCAAUCCCUAACAUUCUGUGAUUCUGUGUGAAAGGCAAGGUCUGGAGAUGAGGCUGCAGAGGAUCCGAGGUUGCGUGAGUUGGGGCAGGAAUAGCCACAAAGGGAUUUCACUCACUGAUUUCAUGCCUUUGGUUGUUUCCUUCAGCUUCCUUCUGGGGACAGAUUUGUCCCCCUGAUCUGUCCUGCCAGCAUGCCAGAGGGUAUUGAUCACUGCUGUGUCUUCUGCAGGAAAAACAGGGCUGCCUUGACACCCACAUGCCACACCAGCCUGUGCAUUUUGGGAUUAACUUCACAUUUUGUUACACCUCUCUGUUUUACAGUGCAUGAAUCAUUAGGUUUGUUUGUUUGUGGUUUUUUAUGACUAAAGCAACAGAGGGGGGAUUUGUGUCUCUAUUUUUCUGUGUGAAAUGAGUGUCCAUCUAUUUGUUCACAUAUCUUCUGAAUAGCAAGGCUGCUCCCUCAUUGCAACAUCAAGGGUCCAACCCACUCAGUGCAGAGAGUUUCCACGAAAGUAAACAUGAACUUUAACUCAUGAACCGCUCAGCACAAUGGUUACCACUGACUUUUGCCUGCUGACCUAUGGUCUCUGCUCGCCUGGUGCAACUUUAAGGGAAUAACCUAGUUGCCAUCCAUACAGAACAAGAAUGAUACGUAAAUGGUGUGUCUGUGUGAGCCUGAGAAAUGAAAAGCUUGAUGUAGAUUGGAGAGUCAGCUUCUGCAGAACAGUGUUUCUAAAACAGACCAAAAACAAAGAAAGAAAGAGGAAAGAGAAAGAGAAGUAAUCAAGUAACCUCUGUUGUUGUUAUAAAAGACCUGGUGAUUCAUGCCAGCCUAUUUUCUUUCCUCAAAAUGAACUGACGGUUCUCACUGAGGCUACCGAUUUGUGCUGCUGAUCAGUCCUCCUUGAGCAGUAAUUCACUCCUCAGCUGGUGGAGUGAAUUUGUGAGGCCAAACCUUGGCCUGAGGGUUUGUUACUCUCUUCACCAGCUCAGCAGCAUCUAGAAAAUCUAAAUCUGGAGGGGGUGAGGUUCAUUUUCCAGUAGGCUGGAUGGCAGAGGGCUGUUGUUUCUGUCAAUCAUGGAAUCGUUUUGGUUGGAAGAGACCCUUUAGAUCAUUGAGUCCAACCUUAACCAAACUCUGGCACUAAACCAUGUCCUAAGAGUCUCAUCAACACGUCUUUUAAACACCUCCAGGGAUGGUGACUCCACCACUGCCCUGGGCAGCCUGUUCCAGUGCUUAACAACCGUUUCUGUGAAGAAAUUUUUCCUAAAAUCCAAUAUAAUGGCAGCAUCCCUGCUGGUGCAACAUCUUGGUGGCUUGAGAGGCAAGAGGAAAUAUUCCCUGACUCACUCAGUAUGGGUUGGGGGGUCAUCCUGCUCAGACCACAGGAAAUGGCAACCUCCAUCUGAAGAAGAGCUGUUGUGCUGGAAUUCUGCAUAUGACUUGGAGCAGAAUGAGAUGUCAGUGACGGUGGCUGGGACAGCCUGGGCUCUCCAGGACAGCCCUGAUGGUGUGACAAGCCAGGAGAUCACUGCAGGAUGAACUCUUGGCUUCUGCACGGGCUUUAUGUGCUCCUGGAGAGACUGGCCUUGGAGGAGCCACCCCAGCAGGCUCAAGCCAUGGGUGCAGGCAGGCUCUUUUAUUAAAACAGUCUUGUCUGCAGCUUGUUUCCAAGUUCCUUUUAGGAAUACAAUGGACACUUGACCCUCUUGUUGACAGAGGUGGGAUGUGGUGGAUAUUACUGCUGGAUGAAAUGCAUUCCUCCCUUCAGGUGCCUGCUUGGCACACCUACCAAUUGCCUCACCUCACAGGUUUCUGUUUUCAGUGGUGUGCUACUGUGCUAUCGGGUUCCCUUCAGAUUUCUACCCACCUUUCACCAUGUUUUAUAGCAAAGAGCACGAUAUGUAAGUGUGGGAAGCUGAACACAUGCAAGAGUGGCAAGAAAUAGUCAACUUGUCCAAGCUUGUCUCAGGAAUGAACUACACUAACCUGACAGCCUGGCAAGUCACUUCUGAAUUAAAUCCCUGGCUAUUCCUAUUGCCUGCUCAAUGAGUCACGGAGCAGAAUAAAGCUUAUUUCUGCUGUUUUUGCCAGAGCA
This is a messenger RNA of Columba livia (rock pigeon), 4661 nucleotides long. RefSeq names its product chromosome 3 C1orf115 homolog (gene C3H1orf115). The record is from RefSeq and is a predicted model, not a curated record. The coding region runs from base 18 to 995 and encodes 325 amino acids. NCBI's taxonomy places the organism in Eukaryota, Metazoa, Chordata, Aves, Columbiformes, Columbidae. The transcript is spliced from 2 exons.